UGGAAAGCUGCAUAGUUGUUAACCAGCACUCUGGUUGUGUUCGGUUCUCUAACGAAUGUAGGAACGCCAUCAAAUUUAAAUGAAAGCAUCCGACACUUCUGACGUCUAAAGCCAGCUUCUCAGAGACAUCUCGUCACACUUCUCAGAGCGAAUUCAACAUGUGAAAAUAAUUAACAUUUAACAACACUCCUCUGGACAAAUCCUGGCAGCAAUGCAAGUUGGUCAUCCGGUAACUAGCACCACUUCUCUCCAGUUCCCUCCCCAGCCUGACACUGCUGGACUCCAACACCCAAUCCCACUGGACACUGUGCAGCCCGUCCUGGCCCAGGCCAUCAUAAAUCCUAAGCGAGGUAUGGAGGGACCUGUCCAGACUCCACAGCCGCCCGGGACCUGCACCUCACCUGGAGCUGCUGGGAAAUCAUGCUCUGGCUUGGAUGCGAGGGUGGCCGUGCUUCUGGUGACUGUGGCUGGAGCUGUAAUCCUGCUGCUGCUGUACAAACUCUUACAGCUGAGACACAGGCUGCGGUUGGCGCAGGCGAGGCACGCUCUCGAGUACUACAGUUUCUACCACACCGCCAACUACACAUUCAAACAUGCUGGAUCAUGUCAGGACCUGCCAACAAAGAAUGGGACUGUCCCUGAAGCCACAUCGCCAGUCCAAAUUGUAACACCAGUGACACCCACUAUCACUGCCCCACUUCCGCCCCCACCGGUGUCUUCUCCACCCCCUCUGCCACUCCCGCCACCUCCUGUCCUGCCACCACCACCACUUCACCCUCCACCUUCUCUCACCCCAACACCUUCUGUCCUGGCCUUCCCUCUCCCCCUGCCUGUGAUCCAUACCACUCCACCCAGCCCUCACCUGUCGUGGGGCGCCUGCUCAGACGCUGAGGUGUACUCUCGGAUUGGAGCUUUCAGACCCUCCAGGCUCUCCAGCCUCUCCAACCAAUCAAAAGUCAUCCUUUUUGAACACUCGUCUCUCUGACCUCUGAUGAUGUGAGAAGAUUGUGGUGAAAAAACAAGUUCUUCUGAUGGAAGUAUACAGUGUACAUGUGUGGCGCAGACAAAUAUAUGAAGUUCAGAUACUUUCAGGGCACUCCAAAACUUCAGAAAUUGAAGGCUGGGUUUUGUGGGGCACUGAUUCUGAUUCAUUUACUAUCCUCCGAGAUUUUGUGCCAGACCUCUGUGAAAAAGUUGCAGUUUGGAGUGAAACAUCUCAACUAUAAUUAUAUUUUGUUUCAUUGCAGAGUGGUUUUGUCUCCAUUUUUCAAUGUUUCUACUUUAUUGUACAAGAAUAUUGUUGGGCUGUCGAAGAACAUCCAUGUCUCUUUUUGCUGCGGUAGUCCUGCACUGGUGGCCGUUUCCGGUGCUAGUCUUCUUUUUUCCCCAACUUAUCAUUGCCAAACAGCGGGUGUGGAGCCCAUCGCUGAAUAAAGUCACUCUGAUUGGCAUAUCAGCUCAGUGCACAAGGAGAAAAAUGAAAGUAAGGAAGUUUUUUUUAUGAGCUAACUGGCUUAUUAGUGUCAAGAUGUUCUUCCAGUUUCCUUUUUGAGUGAUGAUUGUAGACUGCUGUCUGCUGGUACGGAGAGGUAUUUCCUAUUAUGCAAGUGCAAAACAUACUUGCUAGUUAGCCCUUGGGUUGGUAUGUUAAUGUGCAACUUUCUGGCCAACACAUGGCAACAUGAGGCAAUGCAGCAUGGUGCUUUUGUUGCCACUAGUUCUCUGAUGUUAAUUUUGUUGCAGCUGGACCUCAAAUGAACUGGAAUUUAAGUUAGACUGACUUUUAAAUUCACCAAAUUAACAACAGAUUAAUUGCCUUGACAGGAGUUUUUAAUUAGGCAACAUUUCCAGUCACACUUGGCAGAGGCUUUUCUCCAAGUUUAUAAGUGCAACAAAAGACAUUUUUCUUCAAAAUGGGAGGUGCGUCCCUAGAGCUAAAUAAUCAUGCUUAGGAGAGUUAUGAUGCAAUUGCUCGGGGCUUUUUAUUAAGACAGAGGAUUGAGUUAAGUGCAAGCAUGGCGUUAAAGUGUGGUCUGUAAAGCUAGUUUUUAACCUGUGGUGGCAGACGGGCGGCUGUCCCCAAGUGACCCUGCUGUCCUGACUUCAGUAGGUAGUUCAUUCCACCCCUGUGGGACCUGAACAAAGAACAGGGUUUGACCGUGGCUUGGAGGUAGGAUGGGGCAGUUACUUUGAUUAGCUGCAGCUGUGUGGCUCACACAGGGAUUGUAUCAAGAGAGGAGAUGCAGUAUUUUAGGUAGGAGAUGAAAAGCACCUGGAUGAUCACCUGGACUGACUCCCAGGGGAGGAAGUCAAAGUUGGACGGAAAGCGAAUGAGUUACAAAUUACCAAUAGUUACUGGUAGGGUAAUGUCAAGGCUGAUCCCCCAUGUCCUGAUGCAGUAAUUCGAGUUUUCUGUUAACCAUCACACUUAGACCAGGAUCACUAAUGUUCGAUAUGGCACCUGUGGCUCAAAUGCAGGGAGAGUAGUGGGAAUGGUUGAAGUGAAUGCUGAACUUUGUAACCUUUGCUUUAAUUUGGAUCACAGUUUAAAAAAAAACAGAACUCUCCAUAUACCUCUCUUGGAAUUAGAAAACAAAAGUCUCAAGUCUCAAGUGGCCGUUAGAGGAACUGCAGUUUUGGGUGAUUUCACAUUGACUUCAUGGAUUAAAAAAACUAUUGAUCUACAGAAGUGCUUGUAGGCAGAUUUCAUAACCAUCUUACAGAGCUUGGCUAGCUGGUACCACCUGUUUCUGGUCUUUUUCCGAAGCUAAACUAACUGUCUACUGGCUGUAGCCUUAAAUCUAAUGAACAGAUAUGAGCGUGGUGUUGAUCUCAUCACAUCUAAUUCCCCACCAGCACACACAGAUUUUGUAAUAUGUCCAAAUUUCAUCAGCUGAACUCAUGAAAAGAAGUAAAUGGCUCUUAAUGUGAGGAUGAAACAAUUGACAGGACUUAAAAGUAGCAAUCAUAUAUAAUUCAUGAUAAAAGAUGAGUUGGUUAAAUUAACAUGGUGUAAACUCUGAAGGUUUACAAAGCUUUUCACUGUGAGUGAGUCUUGAAAAAAGUUUGAUCUUUUGGCAUAACAUAAUUUUUUAUUCUUCAAUGUUGAUAGUUUUUUAUUUGACAGAUAUAAUGUCCUCAUGUUUAGAGUGUACUUAUUGUAACAGAGCCCAUUGUUUUCCUAAAAGGGAGGCAUUUCCUGAGCUGGUUUUCCAUGGAAGGGUCCCUCCCUGUUUCACACCAUUCUCUGUGUUUCCUCUGACUCUCUGUAGAAAUCCUACUUUGCAUUUCCUUCACUUACAGUCUUAAAUUAUGCGUCUGAAGAUGUCCUGUUAUUCAAACAAAUGUCACAACUUUAGAUAUGAAUGUUAAACAGUUAAUUCAUCUCUUUAGCACAUUCAGAAUCACAACAAAGAUAUAAUUAGUACAGACUCAACUUAAAAAAAAAAUGUUCCUUAGCGUUUAGACUAAGAAAUGAUUCAUUAUUCUCUAAAGUAGCCCUGUUGACACUCAGGUGACAUCUGUCUAUGGUUGAUAUGGAAACCUGAGCAUCCACCUUGGCCCUUAACAAGCUGUUAAGUUUUCUUUCAAUAUUUAACCACAUUUUCCCAACAAGCCUCUCAUUUAUAAUUCAACAAUAGUUUGUAAAUUCAUGAGGGAAGCUGUUUUAGCUUGUUUGUUGCUUUCUGCUUGCCGGGUUGAAAACCGAGACCUUGUGUGACAUGCCUCCUUAGUCUUUUCUGUAUCCAAGUCUGCUGGUGGGGACGCUGUCUCCAUACUAAAAGCCAGUUAAUUCAAUCUGUGCAUGUACUGCAGAAUUGUCUCUUAAUUGGUUGUAAGCUGAGCAGGAAAGACAUUUGUAACAAUAUACUGCUGCUGCAAUUAAAUCAAACGAGGGACUGUCAUGCAAGGAUGAAUACGAAUGUGUUUGUGUCCUGGAUCUGAUUAAUAUUAAUUGAAGGUUUUAAUCUCAAAAUGUAAUUUAUCCAUUUUGAAGUGCACAUAGGGAUGCUUCAUACAGUGGUAAAAAAAACAUACAUUAAGCCAUUGUCAUUGUGUUGUUUCUUACGUGCAAAUGGUAUCUUUUGUGUUUUUCAUCUUUUUUUUAUCCUUAAAUCAUGGAGUGCAGGUUGGUGCUACAUUUUUGAAUGCAACAUAUGCAUGUAUAAUGUAACUUAAAGCACCUUAUAGAACUGAUUUGUAACUUGGUAACAAACUCAACCUUUCACAUUUAGCAGGCUGCAGAUUCUCCACCAGAGGGAGCUCUUCAGUCUGUAUCUAAUCUGAUCCUUUUUCUUAUUCA
Messenger RNA from Plectropomus leopardus (leopard coralgrouper), 4303 nucleotides. RefSeq lists its product as uncharacterized. NCBI's taxonomy places the organism in Eukaryota, Metazoa, Chordata, Actinopteri, Perciformes, Serranidae. The record is from RefSeq and is a predicted model, not a curated record.